Messenger RNA from Pelmatolapia mariae (spotted tilapia), 2037 nucleotides. RefSeq lists its product as uncharacterized. NCBI's taxonomy places the organism in Eukaryota, Metazoa, Chordata, Actinopteri, Cichliformes, Cichlidae. Bases 561 to 2003 code for a protein of 480 amino acids. The transcript has 2 exons. The record is from RefSeq and is a predicted model, not a curated record.
CGUGACUUUCGCGCAUUGCAUGCCGGGAGGUGGUGGCAAGACAUUCAAAUUACCGCAUUAAAUGCAGGCAUUUGCAGCACCGCAAAACGUUUAUUCUCACGUUCCAAUACCGUCUUGCUUUUUCUUUCCUCACCAAAAAAGGAAUGUACAAAACGAAGCAGAACAAUGCCGGUCCGUACAAAGACAGACUCGACGAAAAGGUAAAGAAAAGGUACGAGGAAAAAAUCAAAGGAGUGAAAGGGUUAGACCCUUACGAGGACACAGACUGGACAAAAGACGUCAGCGUGCUGCCCAACUUUCACCACGCUCAUAUUUAUAAUUAUACGGUUCUUGGAGUGAGUGCAUACACUCAUGAAGUUUUUAGUAACUUCAGGUCACUGCAACAAGCCCAGGUGCAGUUUACCGACGGAUGGGUACAGGACCUUGAAAUGCACCGUAUAGAACACAAGACCAUCGUAUGAACAAAGGUAAAUCACUCCAUGCGCCUCAGCCAAAAGCCUCUUCAGCCCUGGGUUAUUCUGCAAUCUAAUGGGGACGUUGAAAGUGCACAUUGAACAUGCAUGGCUGGUGUGGCAGAGAAGUGUGUGCAUGUGGCGGCUCUCCUUUACAAAGUUGACACUACUGUGCGUCUACGAGGUAAUAUCACGCCGACAGAUGUCCAAGCUUACUGGAUAAUGCCCUCCAACAUCAAGAGAGUGCAAGGAGUACCAGGCCACACAAUUGACUACACCACCAGUGCAGCAAGAAAAAGGGCACUCGACCAAUCCUUUAGUGCUGGACAAAGUGACUGUUCUCCAAAUCCCAAAAUCCGGACUCGCACUGGUGGCAGUUCACUACAAGUGCGUACACUGGCCGAUUUAAAGCCUCUCACAGAUCUCAUGCAUGAAAACCGGUCAGGCCUAUGCGCUGUUAUGGAGGACUUCUGCCACCUAUAUGCUGACCCUGUCCAGCCUCGUGUCCUCCCCAAAUCACUGCUACGUAUCUAUGACCCACAGAUGAAGGGCUGUGAGCUAUCUGUCCUUCUGCAGCACUGUGAUCGUCUGAAGCACUGUGUCAUUGUCUCAAAGGCUGAGGCAGAGGCACUGGAAGAGAAAACCAGGGAGCAGCACAAAUGUGACCUUUGGCACACAGCACAAGCAGGAAGAAUCACUGCGUCAAACAUACAUGCGGUUGUGUCCACCUCCACUGCCACUCCUGCGUUGUCAACUGUUAAGAAAGUGUGCUACCCACAAAAACUGUCACAUCAGCUCUCCAACCAUGAACCGCAACAAUUCAAGUGGGGAAGAGACAAUGAAAACACAGCACGAGAGUGGUACACCUCACAGGGAAAGGUGCAGCAUAGAGAACUUAAAGUUGAUAAGUGUGGUUUCAUAAUCAACCCCUCAUUCCCAGAAUUAGGUGCCACCCCUGAUGCGCUCGUAAAAUGUGAAUGUUGUGGUGAAGGAUGUGUGGAAAUUAAGUGCCCGUAUAAACACCGCAACAACAACCUCCUGCAGGCCUGUGAAGAUGACAGGUUUUGUUUGGGGUUAACAGAUGGAAGGGUGGAGUUGAAACAGACACACAUUUACUACAAGCAGGUACAAACACAGAUCUUUGUUACAAAGUCACACUUUUGUGACUUUGUUGUGUGGACAACAAAAGCUUGUGUUGUUACACGUGUGAUGCCAGAUGUAGACUUGUGGACUAAAAUGUUGCCUGUCGCUCAGGAUUUCUUCUACAAAGUUGUAAUGCCUGAGCUAUUGGCCAAUCACUACAGUGAUCCAGAAACCAGUGUUUCACAAGGGCCACAUUCCAUGGAUGUUACCGUGACAAAAAAAAAGAAAGAAAAAAGCUUGCAUAGAAAACUAACCAGAAAGUAUUUCAGUCACACCCAUUCAGAGACAACUCUUAUAUUGAAGGACUUUCUUGUGAUUUCAUGUUUAGUGUCACAUUACGGUGGACCCAUCUUCCUGUACUCUGCACUUUAUGGUUUGUGUUACCUGUUGUUCUGUUAUGCACAGUGAAUUAUUAGAACGUGUUUAAAUUGCUAUAAAUGUC